GACCAAUCCAGUUUUACUGAUCUAGCAGGUUUUUUGGUCCGGUCCAUAUUUUGUAGACCCGUGCCUAUGCUUGGCUCUCUCUUUGAGUUUCACCACACUUGUUCACCUCACACGCGCAUAGUCUUUUGAAGGGUUUAAGACCGAAAUUGGGCGAUUUCAUCGGAGGAGGAAGCUCAGUGGUUCAUAUACCAGUGAAGUUGAGAGAGAUGGGCGAAGAGAAACAGCAAAUCAUGGCCGUUCAAAUCCCGGCACAGAGUCCUAUCGAGCAGUUCCAGGCCAAGUACAAGGAAUUCCAGGACGGAUUCAAGGGCUGGCUGGCCAAGCAAUCCUUGCCGGUUGAAGCCGCCGUCGUCACCGCCACCAGCUCCGCCCAAGGUGCUCUCCUCGGCGCUCUCCUCGGCACUUUCUCAUCUGACCUCUCUAAGUCUUUGCCCGCCCCUCCUCCCGGGGCCAAUUUCGAUCCCAACGUUUCCAAUGCUUUUCAACAAGCUCAGGCACUGUCAGGUGGCCCCUUGUUUCAAGCUCGGAACUUUGCAGUCAUGACCGGGGUGAAUGCUGGUAUUUCAUGCGUCAUGAAAAGAUUGAGAGGCAAGGAAGAUGUUCAGUCAAGCAUGGUGGCUGCAUUUGGCUCGGGAGUUAUGUUUUCAUUAGUAAGCGGUGUCAAUGGUGGCCAGAAUCCUGUAGCUGGUGCUUUACAAAAUGGUUUGUUCUUUGCAUUCGUUCAAGGUGCAAUUUUCAAGUUCGGGCAAAACUUUUCACAGAAACCUGUAGAAGAUAUUUACUAUGUCAAGACUAGAUCGAUGUUGUCUGGCCUUGGACUUCAGAAAUAUGAGAAAAAUUUCAAGAAGGGUUUGCUGACAGAUAUCACCCUGCCUUUACUCAAUGACAGUGCGCUUCGUGAUGUGAACAUUCCUCCCGGACCAAGGCUCCUUAUUCUUGAUCAAAUUAAGAGGGAUCCGAAUCUCAAAGAGGAAAACCGAUUCAUCUAGGGAUGGCGCACUUGCUUUAUGAAGAAUCUUCAGGUUGUAGUAUUAUUACCCCAUAUAAUAACGAGGAGCACAAGCGCUUUCGUAGUUUUUUCAUAUUUCAUUUCACCCCCACACACCUCCCACUCCCAAUGACUGGGUUUUGCUGUGCAAUGUUCUAUGAUUCUUGUAUACUCCGGGUAUUUGUUACUUCAUAUUUGAUGUUUUUUUCUCUUCCAAACUACUCUCUUCUAAAAUUAUUUCUCAUUUGAGAAUAUCAUGGUGAUUAAGAGUAGAAUGAAAAUUGUAUAAAUGCUCAUAACUGCU
Molecule: messenger RNA, 1292 nt
Organism: Cuscuta campestris
Lineage: Eukaryota; Viridiplantae; Streptophyta; Magnoliopsida; Solanales; Convolvulaceae
Source: the annotation of a GenBank genome assembly